Messenger RNA from Priapulus caudatus, 979 nucleotides. RefSeq lists its product as uncharacterized. NCBI's taxonomy places the organism in Eukaryota, Metazoa, Priapulida, Priapulimorpha, Priapulimorphida, Priapulidae. The record is from RefSeq and is a predicted model, not a curated record. The transcript has 3 exons. The coding region runs from base 566 to 979 and encodes 137 amino acids.
UGAGGCUUGGCGAAAGUUAGUCAGGCGUACGGUGUGAACCAGAGAACAUAUAUAUAAAUACACGUGUUAUGUUUGUUGUACGUGCGCUAAUACACGUGCACUAAUAUACGUGCACUAAUAUACCUGCACUAAUAUACCUGCACUAAUAUACGUGUACUAAUAUAGCAUCGACGUACAAUCGAGUUUGCUGUAUACACUGCAUGCUCGUGACAGUACGGUCGAGUCAUGCUGGCGUAAUGCUGCGCAGAACAACAACGACGACGUCUGAACAGUGAAUCGCUCCUAUGAGUUCGAUGACGAAUUCAUUGACUUACCACUAGCAGUGAAGGAGAUCGCACGCGCGUGUGUGUACUGUGUGCUGCGUUACAUCGAGCAAUAUCCUCUUCAAUCUCUGAAAUAAUACGCAACACCGCCGUAUUCCGAUGUGUUGUAGCUCGUGUGACACCUCGUAGAGAAACUGCAGGUGGUUUGACACUCUUUGUUCUUGGAGCGAACACUCGGGAUAUCUUCAAGGACAGAAUAUAUAUUUAUUUUCGUCGCUGUUGAGCGUGGGUAUCGGAAAGAAAUGGCAUGCGGACAUUUGCUGCCAGCCAGUGCUACCCACUUUCUGGUGAUGGCACUUAUGGUAUGUAGGGCAGCGACAGUACAAGGUGUGCAGCCGUCAGGUGUGCAUUCACCAGGUGUGCAGCCUCCAGGUGUGCAUUUUACAGAUGUGAAUCCACCACAUGUGCAUCCGUCAGAUGUGCAUCCACCAAGUGUGCAGCCUACAGGCAUGCGUCUGCCCGCCCCGCCGCACGAGGACGGCUACUGUCGCCUCAUGGAGUUGGGAUACGUCGACUACGCGACGUACAUCGACCAGGCGUUCACGCGCUGCUACACGCACGUCUACUGGAGCGAGAACGCCGUGUUCACGACCUGGUGGAACAGUAAUUGUAACCGGUGGCUACGGCUUCGCCACCUGGAAGUCGCCACACUCUGA